CUGUGGGACAUCAGAGAUGCUCAGGUGGAGCAGCAUUGAGUGCUGAUGGGAAUGAAGCGUUUGGUGCUGGUGAAGGUGUUGUGUGGAUGAACAGAGUCGAGUGCAGAGGGACUGAGAUUCACCUGUGGGACUGUCCUCAUGUCCUGAAAAAUCACACUGACUGCUCACACAAAGAACAAGUUAAACUCAUCUGUGCAGGUGAGAGGAAAACACUGAGAGAUCAAUUCAUUAUCAUUUCAGCAAUUUCUUUAAAAUGUGUGUUUGUUUCUUCAUUGACCGAUUUGUCUGAGUCCACAACAACAUCAGCUUCUCCUUCAGUUUCUCAGACAAACAGGAGAUCAGUGACUCCUCCACAAACUCCUCCUCUCUUCAAUCCUCCAGUGGUUGUGAUUGUACUGGGAGUUUUGCUCUUUUUGCUCUUAGUGCCACUGCUGAUACUGAUUCAACACAAGACAGUGAUAAGGAGAGGUACAUCACAUAUAAAUGCAGCUCUCUCUAAGAGGAGACACACGACUCUGACUGAGGCAGUUUAUGAAGAGAUUGAUCACAGACACACAAACACACACAAACACUUCACUCAAAGAGGGAGUCUCAUCUCUGAAGAACAGCAUUCUGGAUAUGAAGAUGAGCUUCUCUCAGAUGAAACGCUUGUGAAGUAUGAGGUCAUCAUCAGUGAACAGAUCCUUCAAGAUCAUGACAGAAUUGCAUAUUUAUCACCCAGUAUCUAAUUUUCCAAUGUAUGACUUUUAAACAUGCAUUGAUACCAUUGAUCCAGUCAGUUAUCAGUUAGUCUGAGAAAGUAGACAUGGGUAAGAUGUACCUUAAAUCAAAAUGUAAGUUGUCUUCCUAAAUCAUGUGAUUUCAUCAGAAGGAGUUUAGGAGGAGUAUGAUGAUGUGAUGUGAAGAUGUAACCUAUAAUCUUAAAAACCUCUUAAAGAUGUUUAU
Messenger RNA from Paramisgurnus dabryanus, 945 nucleotides. The record is from RefSeq and is a predicted model, not a curated record. Lineage: Eukaryota; Metazoa; Chordata; Actinopteri; Cypriniformes; Cobitidae.